GGAGCAAUCAAAAUGUUAUCUUUCCGAAUAUAAAAUAUGGAGUUACUUCCCCUGACACUUUAUUGUUAAAGCUUCCUCAAAUAAUUCUCUUGAUUUCCUGCUCUGCGUUUGUCAGCUUCAGUUUAGAUUUAUCUAAAGAAACAGAUCCCAGCAUUUUUUGUUACGUUUUCCUGUUAAUGUAAAUCAACGUUCGCCAUAAAGUCUAAAAACCAUUCUUGGAAGCAGUCAUGACUUAAGUUCUGACAACUUCACCACAUUCUGCCACUUUCCUAUUCGCUCUUACCUCCUCCCACUCCUCACGAAGCACUGAGCAGAUAACAUCCUCCUCAAAUAAUAUCAGCUGACAGUGGAAUAAAAGAAUUUUUCACUUGAAGUGCAUCAAUAUUUAUUUGAGAGAUUAAAAGAAAAAUGUUAUGCAGAACAGAUAUGUAACCCUGUUUAUAUGGGAGAAUUACUGCUAAAUAUUUGCUUUGAACUGAGAUUAAUGGCAAAAUUUCUCUACUGGAGUAUCUGGAUGAUUUUGAAUUCCAAUUAAACUUGGAUAACAAAAGAGUUUCCAGUAUUUUCAAAUACUGACAAAGGUAACAAUUGAUGGCAGUGUAACCAAAAUAUGUAGGAAUAUAUGAAAUAAAGAAAAAAAACAAAAAAAGAUAUAGACAUUUGCAAAUUGUGAGAGGAGGAGGAAAAUUAUGGAAAGCAAAUUAGGUGAAAAGCUUAAAUGUAAAAUACAGUCUAAAAAAAUGAGUUUUCCUGAUGAUAUAAAGAUUGAGGAAGGUAAAGCAUUAUACUACUGUGAUAUCCUUAAGAAGUCAUUCUCACAAACCAUUAACAACCAUAUUCGUACAGGAGAAAAACCAUAUCAUUGUGAUAUCUGUGGUAAAACGUUUUCUCGAAAUGAUCUCGUAACUAGACACAAACGUAUUCAUACAGGAGAGAAACCCUAUAGCUGUGAUAUCUGUGGUAAAUCAUUCUCUCAAAAUAGUGAGUUAAUUUCUCAUAAACGUGUUCACACAGGAGAAAAGCCAUUUUGCUGUGAUAUUUGUGGUAAAUCAUUCUCUCGAAAUGACCUGUUAACUAAACACAAACGAAUUCAUACAGGAGAGAAACCGUAUCAAUGUGAUAUCUGUGGUAAAUCAUUCUCUCAAAACGAUCAUUUAACUACUCACAUACGCAUUCAUACUGGAGAGAAGCCAUACAGCUGUGAUAUCUGUGGCAAAUCAUUUUCUCAGAAGGAUAGCUUAACUGUACAUAGACGCGUUCAUACAGGAGAAAAACCAUAUCACUGUGAUAUCUGUGGUAAAUCAUUCUCUCAAAACGAUCAUUUAACUAAACACAAAAGGAACCAUAUAGAAGAGAAACCAUAUUGUUGUGAUAUCUGUGGUAAAUCCUUUUCUCAAGGACAUAACUUAACAAUACACAAACGCAUUCAUACAGGAGAGAAACCAUAUCACUGUGAUAUUUGUGGCAAAUCAUUUUCUCAAGGACAUAGCUUAACUAUACACAAACGCAUUCACACAGGAGAGAAACCCUAUUGCUGUGAUAUCUGUGGUAAAUCAUUCUCUCAAAGUGAUCAUUUAACUAAACACAGGCGUAUUCAUACAGGAGAGAAGCCAUACUGCUGUAGUAUCUGUGGUAAAUCAUUCUCUCAAAAUGGUGAAUUAAUUCGGCACAAACAAAUCCAUACAAGUGACAAACCACAUCACUGUGAUAUCUGUGGUAAAUCCUUCUCUCUAAACGACCAUUUAGCUAGACACAGAAAUAUUCAUACGGGUGAGAAGCCAUAUCUCUGCGAUAUUUGUGGUAAAUCAUUCUCGCAGAUCAGUCACUUAACUAGACACAAAUACAUUCAUACAGGAGAGAAACCAUAUAAUUGUGAUAUUUGUGGCAUAUCAUUCUCUCAAAAAAGUAACUUAGCUACACACAUAUGUACACAAACUCAAGAAUAACCGUAUCAAAGUCAAAAUUCAGGUCUCUAAGUAUAUCACAGGAAAUGUACUUCUUAAUUAUUCUUGGUCAAAUUAAUUCUUUUUUCCCUUU
Octopus sinensis (East Asian common octopus) is the source of this 2037-nucleotide messenger RNA. Its product is annotated as zinc finger protein OZF-like. Gene Ontology annotation, biological process: regulation of transcription by RNA polymerase II. Lineage: Eukaryota; Metazoa; Mollusca; Cephalopoda; Octopoda; Octopodidae. The transcript is spliced from 4 exons. The coding region runs from base 690 to 1946 and encodes 418 amino acids. The record is from RefSeq and is a predicted model, not a curated record. Gene Ontology annotation, cellular component: transcription regulator complex; PcG protein complex. Gene Ontology annotation, molecular function: RNA polymerase II cis-regulatory region sequence-specific DNA binding; DNA-binding transcription factor activity, RNA polymerase II-specific.